Aspergillus pseudonomiae is the source of this 525-nucleotide messenger RNA. Its product is annotated as YbhB/YbcL family Raf kinase inhibitor-like protein. The record is from RefSeq and is a predicted model, not a curated record. Gene Ontology annotation, molecular function: peptidase inhibitor activity; phospholipid binding. NCBI's taxonomy places the organism in Eukaryota, Fungi, Ascomycota, Eurotiomycetes, Eurotiales, Aspergillaceae. The coding region runs from base 1 to 525 and encodes 174 amino acids. The transcript has 2 exons. Gene Ontology annotation, biological process: regulation of Ras protein signal transduction; regulation of proteolysis.
AUGCCUGAGAACCGAAGCGUCAAGGCCGUCCUCGCAUUGAUCGACCAGGACCCAACUAAGAUCCUUGGCCUGACAGUGGGGCCUCACGCAAAUGUGAAACCAGGCCAAUAUAUCCCUAAAGCUGACGCCCAAUCCCACCCGACACUCUCCUUCGAAGUUCCCUCCCCAUCAGCAACGUACAUGGUCGUUAGCCUUGACAUUGAUGCCCCGUUUCCCUCCUUCGGCGUGCUAGGACCUAUCCUCCACUGGAUCCAGCCGGGACUCAAAGCCAGCAACGGCCAGCUGGAAGUGACCAAGCCGUUUGUGGCGAACUAUAUCGGACCUGCGCCGCCACCGGGUAGCUCGCCGCAUCGGUAUGUCUUCUUUCUGUAUGAGCAGCCCGAGAAAUUCGAUGGAAAGAAAUAUGCACCGCCGGAUGGUCAGAACUUGAGUAAUUGGUAUCGCAUGCGGUAUGACCUUGAUGCGUGGGAGAAGGAGAUUGGUCUUGGUCCGGUGUUGGCAGUUAAUUAUUUUACCAGUAAUUAG